Hyaloscypha bicolor E is the source of this 3368-nucleotide messenger RNA. RefSeq lists its product as uncharacterized. Gene Ontology annotation, molecular function: GTPase activator activity; syntaxin binding; myosin II binding. Gene Ontology annotation, cellular component: plasma membrane; cytoplasm. The transcript has 3 exons. Lineage: Eukaryota; Fungi; Ascomycota; Leotiomycetes; Helotiales; Hyaloscyphaceae. The coding region runs from base 24 to 3005 and encodes 993 amino acids. The record is from RefSeq and is a predicted model, not a curated record. Gene Ontology annotation, biological process: regulation of protein secretion; establishment of cell polarity; regulation of exocytosis.
CGCUUUGCAGCCCACCAACCAAGAUGGCAGGCUUCCUACGCGGAAAGCAAGCUGGUAUCCAGCAUGACCUUUCUGCGGCAAUACUUCCAGGCCUAUUUGCGCCAGAUGACCAAGCUCGAUUCGGAAUCAACUCGCAGAUUGGAUCCUUAGCAUACGAUCCCGUACAAUCCCUCCUCGCGAUAGGAACGAACGAAACAAGCUUUGGCAGCGGACAGAUAUACAUAUUCGGUCAGAAUCGCGUCCAAGUCGUCCUCACGCUACCCCGCCGAGCUUCAGUCAAGACACUUCAAUUUGUCUCCGACCGCCUCAUAAGUCUCGACUCGAAGAACGAACUGAUAAUAUGGGACCUCGCGACGGGGAAGAAGAUUGCCAACUACUCGCCGCCAGGCGUAGUUACGGCGCUGGUGACUGAUCCUAUGCUGGACUGGGCGUUGAUCGGAUUGCAAAGUGGAGAGGUCAUUGCCUAUGACAUCGACCGGGAGAAAUUGGCACCUCUCCGGCUGCCAAAUUUCUGGAGGGAGCGGAAUCCACGCUCGAGAUUACUGUCUAUUGUUUCUAUGCAGCUACAUCCCCGGGACAUUGGCCAGCUGUUGAUAGGGUAUACUGAUGGUGCUUGUAUCUAUUCAUUCAAGCAGGCCAAGCCGAUCAAAUACUUCGAUUAUGAGGUACCGGUUGGGGCACCGGGUGGCGAUUCGGACCCUUUGGCAGCUGACAAGGCACGGAAACCACGUCUUACGAACGUCUUCUGGCAUCCUUCAGGAACAUUUGUUGGUACUGCAUAUGAUGAUGCGAGUAUGGUGUUUUGGGAUCCAAAAGAUGGCAGAAUCGUAAUGGCGAGAACCUUGACGGACUGCCAUGUCGACAAACCAGGAACUACGUCAAACGCCUUUGGCAACACACCGGGAACCCUGGCUAUCAAAGAGCCAUUUGCGAGGAUUGCAUGGUGUUGUAAGGACAAUCCUGAUGAUACUGGUAUCCUGGUCGCUGGUGGCGCACCAACUACCCUCCCACAAAAGGGAUUGACCUUUAUUGAGCUAGGGCCGACUCCAGUGUAUGCAACAUCAACUUGGCCAAUCCUGACAGAUCAUUUCCAAACCAAAAAGCAGCAUUUCCUUCCUACUCCCGAGGGUGCCGAGAUCGUAGACUUCUGUCUCGUUCCUCGUGCAUCGCCUCAUUUUGCUGGAGCGCAAAAUCCUAUCGCCGUCAUUGCUCUUUUGACUUCAGGAGAGCUAAUUACAUUGAGCUUUCCUUCUGGAUACCCCAUCUCACCUACAAAUCAACUACAUCCUUCGGUCUGCUUUGUUCAUCCUUUCGUAACACACAUGGCUGUCACACCUGUGGAUAGAGGCAGAUGGCUGGGCAUGACUGAGAGCCGUCAGCAAGGACCUCAGUUAGUAAAAGGUGGUGCCGAAGCCACACACCCCAUGAAGAGAUUUGAGGCUCGGAAUAUCAUUCAGAUGGCCCACGGCGAUGGCACAGUUCGAAUCUGGGAUGCUGGACAUGCCGAUGAACUCGAGAAUAGCACUGUUCUGCAAGUCGAUGUUGCUAGAGCUCUAGCCCGAUACGGCGAUGUCAAUAUUACGACCGUGAGUAUGGGAAGCAACACUGGCGAAUUUGCAGUCGGUACCGCUACUGGCGAGGUUGUCAUUUACAGGUGGGGUGGCAACAAGCUAUAUGGCCGAGAAGCGCCCCAAGCUGUAGAGACCGUGCCUGGAGGCAUCACGGAUAUCUCUACUCGUGCAGAACCUCCACUUAAAGAAGGUCUGCAGCCUUUCGUCCUCUACGAUAUGGCACAAGGACCAAUCACUACACUCAAAAUCUCUGACGUGGGUUUUGUUGGUGUGGGAUCAGAAGGUGGAGUCUUCUCAAUCAUCGACCUCCGUGGGCCCGCUGUUAUAUUUAAAUCUUCAAUGGCAGAUUUUGCUAAAGCGGAUAAACGAGGCAGUUUCGUCAAGAAAGGUAGCGGUUCAGCGUCAGGGAAAGAUUGGCCAACGGUUAUCGAAUUCGGAGUCAUGACCCUGGAAGGAGAUAAUUACUCGAGUAUCGCUUGCUUUGUUGGCACGAAUAUAGGCAAAGUCCUCACUUUCAAGAUUCUUCCUCAACCAAAUGGUGGUUAUACUGCUCAGUUUGCUGGUGUUACUGCACUUGCGGACAAGAUUAUCUCCAUUGCGCCGAUUGUAGCAGAUACUGGGAAGCCUGCUGCUGCCACGGGCCCAGCAGUUGCUGCACUUAGAAGCGGCCAACAGACGCAUGGUACACUCGUAGUUGUCACCCAAACAGAGGUACGGAUCUUCAAGCCAGCGACAGCCAAAGGUGCGCACAAGUCCUGGGACGACUUCCUCUGUGAUGCUGCCACCGUCACAGAGUUUGAUGACCACGGCUUUGCCCUCGUUGGUGUCUUUGGCGACGGCACAACAAAAGCCUAUUCCCUCCCAGGUCUAAAAGAAAUCGGCGUCUCCAAACUCGGCAUGCUCGACAGAACAAGAACAACAAGCACAGUUGUCACCUCAUCAGGAGACAUAAUCGGCUGGACCGGUCCUUCAGAAAUUGCCAUGAUCAGCGUCUGGGGCACCGGCCAACCCCUCCCUAAAUCCCAAGACAAGCUCUACAACCCCCAAUCUGUCGUCCCCUCUCGCCCAACAAUCUCCAACCUACAAUGGAUUGCCGGCACUCAAUACGUGAGUCCCACGGAUCUAGAUCUUCUCAUCGGAGGUCCCGACCGGCCGCCGAGCAAGCGCAUGAUGGCUGCGGCUGCAGAAGAGGAUCGUCUAGCUAGACUCGGCUCUCCUGGCUCUUCGCGAAUACCGGGAUCCCAGUCAACUGAGGGCUGGGGAGAGUAUAUGACGAGGCAACUGAAUGAGAGGACGGAGAAACUGAAUAUUAUGGGGGAUAGCAUGGAUAAGGUGCAGGAGAAUAGUGCCGGGUGGGCGGAUGAUGUGAAUAAGUAUAUCUCGAAGCAAAAGCGGAAUCUAGUUCUUGGAGGGAUUACGGGGAAGUGGUUUUAGAGUUCUGGACUUGGCGUUCAGGGAAGGCGCUGCGGUUUGCUUCGUGUUGGGAUCGGGGAUGGGAACUGGGUGAAUGAGGAGAGAUGAAAACCUCACUUCUCGGGAAUGGUAUGCAUUUCAAUUCUUUCAUCAAUGGCCAGGCUGUUAUACCAUCUUUGUUGUUAUUUACGGAUUUCAUUGAUCAGGUGGAUUCACUUCUCAGCGUAGCCGGGCCAGAAUGUUUUCAAAAAGCAUCCACCCCGCUUGGCCUGCACUUUUAUAUCUUGUCACUGACUUUCCGCACAAUGUUCAGACGAUUUCGUCACCUUCCCCUACUAAAAUCCAAUCAUGGCCGCUCUUCUUUACAGCAUUCAGAUUCUCCUA